Heteronotia binoei (common prickly gecko) is the source of this 3266-nucleotide messenger RNA. RefSeq names its product oocyte zinc finger protein XlCOF6-like. Bases 139 to 2637 code for a protein of 832 amino acids. Gene Ontology annotation, molecular function: DNA-binding transcription factor activity, RNA polymerase II-specific; RNA polymerase II cis-regulatory region sequence-specific DNA binding. The record is from RefSeq and is a predicted model, not a curated record. NCBI's taxonomy places the organism in Eukaryota, Metazoa, Chordata, Lepidosauria, Squamata, Gekkonidae. Gene Ontology annotation, cellular component: nucleus. Gene Ontology annotation, biological process: regulation of transcription by RNA polymerase II. The transcript is spliced from 7 exons.
GCCCACUCUCCACUUCCACCGCCGGCCCUGCAGAUUUCCCCUUUGCAAAAGCCCGACUUGGAUUCUACGGUGCAAAGUCGAGGAGCAGAAAUGCAUUAAGAAGUGUUAAGAGAGCCAGAGGUCCUCGCUAAGGACACCAUGACCUCAGAUGGACAUCGCCACCACUUCCGGCUGUUCCGCUACCAUGAAGCUGAAGGGCCCCGAGAGGUUUGCAGCCAGCUCCAUGGACUUUGCAGCCAGUGGCUGAAGCCGGAGAAGAACUCCAAGAAGCAGAUCCUGGACCUGGUGAUCCUGGAGCAGUUCCUGACCAUCCUGCCCCAGGAAAUGCAGUGUUGGGUCAGAGGAUGUGGGCCGGAGACCAGUUCUCAGGCGGUAGCCCUGGCUGAAGGUUUCCUGCUGAGUCAGGCAGAGGAGAAGAGGCAUGCAGAACAGAUGUGGGGACCCUCUGUGAAGAUGGAAGCUGCGAUCCCUGAGGUGGGAAGAGCUUCCUUUGAGCAAAGAAAGAAGGCGCAGGCUGUGGAGCGUGCCCAAGAUGCCCUCUUCUGUGGAGCAGGCAGUGAAGAGAUCCUGUUGAGCCACCAUCUUUCCAGAGGUGUGGAAACAGCUGCUGCACCACCAGUCCAGUGUCCCUUUCCCUUUGAGGAGGUGUCAGUCUCGUUCACUGAGGUAGAAUGGGCCCUGCUGGACCCCGGACAAAGAGACCUGUACAGUGAAGUUAUGCUGGAGAACUACAGGAAUCUGACCUUUCUAGAAACCAGAGGCACAAGAAUGACUUUGGUGGAGAUAAACAAUGACCUCACAUCCAAAGAAAGGCUGGGGAGUUCUUCAAGAGGAUCCCAAGAGCAUAUUUCCUUCCCAAAUGAGCCGGCUGAGAAGGACAAUCAGAGAAAUGAGGAGGAUGAAGAAUUUCACGUGCAAAUGCCAGAUCGAGUUAAAAAUGAAGACUUGAAAGAAAAUGUCAGUAAUCAAGGCAGAUCCAAGAGAAAGAUAGGAAGCUCUGUGGUUGAGAAGCAUGAUGGAAGACUUCAGUGUAAUGUGCAUUUUUCAAAGCACAGGAUAAUGAAGGCAAGUAAAUCUAUCCAGUGUGGAAAGUCCUUCAGAAAUAGGUCAGAACUCCUCGUGCACCAAAGAACGCACAGAGGUGCAAAACCUUUUGCAUGCUCAGAGUACGGCAAGAGAUUGAGUAGCAGUAGCAAUCUUCCAUGGCACCAGAGAACCCACACAGAGUGUGGAAACACAUUCACUGAGAGUGGCCAUUUUCAGAGAACCCAAAAAGGAGGGAAACCAUUUGAAGGCUCUGAGUGUGGAAAGACCUUCAGUAGCAGUGGCAAUCUUCAAGUGCAUCAAAGAACCCACAGAGAGGAGAAACCUUUUCACUGUUCAGAGUGCGGAAAGACAUUCAGUAACAGUGGCCAUCUUCAGCAGCAUCAGAGAACCCACACAGGAGAGAAACCAUUUGAAUGCUCUGAGUGUGGAAAGAGAUUCAGUCAGAGCAGCCAUCUUCAAGUCCAUCAAAGAACCCACACGGGUGAGAAACCUUUUGAAUGCUCUGAGUGUGGAAAGAGAUUUAGCCAGAGCAGCCAUCUUGAAGUGCAUCAAAGAAUCCACACAGGGGAGAAACCUUUUGACUGUUCAGAGUGUGGGAAGACAUUCAGUAGGAGUAGCAGUCUUCAACUGCAUCGAAGAACCCACACAGGGGAGAAACCUUUUGACUGCUCAGAGUGUGGAAAGACAUUCAGUAACAGAGGCCGCCUUCUGCGGCAUCAUAGAAUCCACACAGGGGAGAAACCUUUUGAAUGCUCUGAGUGUGGAAAGAGAUUUAGUCAAAGUGGGUAUCUUAAAGUGCAUCAAAGAACCCACACAGGGGAGAAACCUUUUGAAUGCCCUGAAUGUGGGAAGAGAUUCAGUAAGAGUGGCCAUCUUCAGCGGCAUCAGAGAACCCACACAGGGGAGAAACCUUUUGAAUGCCCCGAAUGUGGAAAGACAUUCAGUAACCGUGGCCAUCUUCAGCGGCAUCAGAGAACCUAUACAGGAGGAAAACCUUUUGAAUGCUCUGAGUGUGGAAAGAGAUUUACUCAAAGUGGCUAUCUUCAAGUGCAUCAAACUACCCACACAGGGGAGAAACCUUUUGAAUGCUCAGAGUGUGGAAAGAGAUUCAGUCAGAGCAGUCAUCUUGAAGUGCAUCAAAGAACCCACACAGGAGAGAAACCUUUUGAAUGCUCCAAGUGUGGAAAGAGAUUCAGUCAGAGCAGUCAUCUUGAAGUGCAUCAAAGAACCCACACAGGGGAGAAACCUUUUCACUGUUCAGAGUGUGGAAAGACAUUUAGUAGGAGUGGUAAUCUUCAACUGCAUCAAAGAACCCACACAGGAGAGAAACCUUUCUACUGCUCUGACUGUGGUAAGACAUUUGGUAACCGAGGCCGUCUUCUGCGGCACCAGAGAACCCACUCGGGCGAGAAACCUUUUGAAUGCUCUGAGUGUGGAAAAAGAUUUAGUCAAAGUGAACAUCUUCAACGGCAUCAGAGAACCCACACAGGGGAGACACCUUUUGAAUGCUCCGAAUUUGGGAAGAUAUUCAGUCAGAGUGCCCAUCUUCUACUGCACCAAGGAACUCACACAGAAGAGAAGCCUUUUUAAUGUCCAGUGUGUGGAGAUUCACUGUGUGGCAGUCUUCAACAGCAUCAAAGUACCCACAACCUUUUGAAUGCUCUGAGUGUGGAAAGAAAUUCAGUCCGAGUGGCCAUUUUCAAAUGCAUCAAAGAACUCACACUGGGGAGAAACCAUUUGACUGCUCAGAGUGUGGAAAGACAUUCAGUAACAAUGGACAUCUUCAGCGGCAUCAGAGAAUCCACACAGGGGAGAAACCUUUUGUGAGUCCUCAUAGUUUGGAAAAAGAAGUUAAUUGCUAAGAACCUGACUCAAUUCGAAACAAUAACACUGAACACAGGAGCCCAGGCUAGGACAUAUUUACAAGCCCCUCUUUCAAUAUCAUUCAGAAACAGAACAAAUCAAGACAUGUAUGGUGAAACGGUCACAAAACUUUGGAAAAGAGAUUUAGUUUCAGCAAUGGGAAAAUCUAUAGACAAGGGAGAAAAAAAUCACAGCUAGCCAAGUACUUAAAGAAAACUGGUACAAUAUGUGCUUUCAAUGGUGCAUUAUGUCCAAAGGCAUUGAGAAGAUGGUCAAAAACUACAAAGGACUAUGUUGGAAACGUAAUCAGAGAGCUGAUACCUUUUACCAUGUGUGGUAGUCCUGCAAAAAAAAAA